Cannabis sativa is the source of this 2810-nucleotide messenger RNA. RefSeq lists its product as uncharacterized. The record is from RefSeq and is a predicted model, not a curated record. Bases 205 to 1629 code for a protein of 474 amino acids. Lineage: Eukaryota; Viridiplantae; Streptophyta; Magnoliopsida; Rosales; Cannabaceae. The transcript has 2 exons.
UUUCAGGGAACUGCACAUCUUAUAAUUCCAGUGUCGGACCACUACACAGGCCGUGUGACAUGGCGCGGGGGUAGUUACUACUACCCGAAGAUUAAGGCUAAAUUUGAAGAAUUCAACCUAUGGGACAGAGUGAGGGAAUCUCCUUUCAAAAAAAAAUUCGAGAGAGCGCCCAUCCAAUUCUCAGGAGCAUUUUUUCAUCAGUUGAUGCUUCACAAAAUAAAAUCUGACAAGCCGGACGAGGUGCAUUUCUAUGUGGGAAGGAAGAGAUGUAGAUUUGGGAGGGUGGAGUUCGGCUUGGUGACCGGGUUAAACUUGUUGCCCGGCCCUACUGAGGAAGACAUCAAACAAAAUGGAAGCUCUGACCGGUUGAUUCAGGAAUAUUUCAACGGUAGUGCUUCGAUCAGCUUCGGCCAACUGCGCAGAGUUUUUGAGAGCUGCACAGAAGCUGAUGAUGUCUACAAGUUGGGGAUGGCCUUGUUUGUUAUGGGCGUCCUCACUGGUAAGGAGGAGAAGACUGUCGUUCCUCCUUUUGUGAUAAGAAUGGUUGAUAACCUUCCAUUCUUCUACGAGUACCCCUGGGGAAAGAUUUCUUACACCAAGCUGAUGGAAACUUGUAACAAGGAUUACUUGGAUGUGAAGAAUAAGAUGUUGAAAAAGAUUGAGAAGGGAGUCACUCAGAAGGAGGCAAAAUACUCAGCCUACGACUAUGCUGCAGCGUUGCAGUAUUGGGCAUACGAGGCCAUAUUACAGCUGGGCAACGAGUAUGCAGUGAGGAGGUCGCAUCGCUUUCCGAGAAUGGUCAACUGGGAGAGUAAGCCGAACACUACACUCGGGAAGGAUGAAGUGACCAGAUUAUUUGCUAAAAAUUUGACAGUGUACUCCAUGUUAUGUCCUCGGCCGAACGAGAUUGAGUUUGUGAGUUACAUAACCGGGGGUCAGCCUCCGUUAUUUGUUGACUUGGAGGAACUUGUGUUGGGUGAGGAUGGGCAACCAACACAGGAUGCUUUGCGAAGCCAGGCCGAAAAGCUUGCCUCCACAUUGGAAGAACGAGCGGAGGCAGCCCGAAUAUUUAAAGACUCUACACCACCUCCACCGUCUCCACCACGUGCACCGCCUGCAGUUCCAGAUGGGUCUGGUGUUGACCCAUCUCCAGCUUCAGUUCCUGAUGGGUCUGGUGUUGACCCAUCUGCAGCUUCAGUUCCUGAUGGGUCUGGUGUUGACCCACUUGCAGCAUCACAGGAUCCUCCUGUUCCCCCGUCAGCUUCUAUUCCCAGCACCUCAGAGGCUCGCGAUCCAGUAUACCCUGCCAUUUUGGUAAGGUUGGAGAUUGUGGAGAGGGGGCAGGCCGCUCUGCUAAGAGGACAAACAGCGAUUAUGGAUCAGUUGAAGACCAUAAUGACGCUCCUGCAAGAUCCUGGAAGGCCGGCAGCAGCUUCACAGCCACAGCCACAGCCACAGCCACAGCCACAACCGGAAGAGGAGGCUCGAACACCGGAAGAUGACUUCAUUCUCCCAAAUGAUUACCAACCGGAUGAUGAUGACAUGUUCUGUACAGCUGAGAAGACGAAUAUCACCAGCAUCGGGGAUACUCAGGAUUCUGAGGUGCAGGUGUUAGAGACAGCUCCAUAAGUCAUGGAGAACCGGAGGAAGAGAAGGCGGCCUAGGUGGUUCGCUGAGUACACUGAAAUGAAGAAGAAGGCUAGGGCUACUUCGACACUCGUGAAUGCGGACCCACUUAGAGUGGUUGAUCGGAAGCUGCUCAAGACUUUUCACAAUUGGGUACUCGGCCAGAUUGGGAACAAUUACUCGAGAGAGUGCUUCACCGGUCGAUACCAUUCGUCUUGGUUCCUCGAACUGCAUACUCCGAAGUUUUGGCUUGGGAACAAUGUAAGUUUUUUAGACUUUUUUACUGCUUUUGUUUUUAAAGACUUUAUCUAACUCUUUUUUAUUUAAUCUCUGACAUAUUUAAUUUUCAUGUUUUAGCAUUUGGAUGCGGCAUUCCAUUUGAUGAGGAGGCGGCGACACUUUUAUCCCGAGGCCUACCCAAAUAGAUGUGUCAUCAUGCCGUGUAUUUUCCCAGCAGGAGUUAUUGCUCGGUGGAAAGCUGCGGGUGAUGACCAGGCUAACUAUCAGUGGGACGAGAGCAUAUUAGAUUUGAUUCGAGGGGAUGAAAGUCAAUUCUUGGCCAGUUGGAAGAACAAGGAGAGAAUAUAUAUGGCCCUCCACUUCGAUGGAGCAAAGCAUUGGGUGGCACUAGAGGUAGAUUUGGAUCAUUGGUUGUUGAACAUAUUUGACUCGAGCCUCAGAUCGAUUUCCCCGAACGAAUUGAACCGUCACCUGGCAAUGUGGGAAAAAUUACUACCGAAUUCGCUGCUGCAGGCUGGCCUAUUCGAGACUCAUGACAUGAUCCUCGUGCCUCAACUUACCGCCUCAGAGAGCCAGGUCAGAAAUUUCACUUCAAAAGUCAUGGAUCGGGCCGUUGUUCCACAGAAAAAGACAAGGUAACUUAAUUACAAUUGAUUUUUUUUUGUUAUUUAACUUGAACUUAUUUUGCAUACUUUUAUUUAUUUACUUUUUAUUGUCUCAUACAGCGGUAACUGCGGGAUGUACGUGAUAGAGCACAUCGAGCAUAGUAUGCUGGAGACUACGUUUGAUAAUGUGCACGAUGAGAAUAUGAAGAAAUUUAGAGAGCGGUGGUGUGUAGAUUUGUUUUACCAGAAUUUAGCAUGAACAAAUGUGUUUUUUAUUUGGUAUUUAUUAAGAUAACAAUGUAACUGGUUUUUUUUAUUGGUAUGUUUAUGUUUUUUUAA